This is a messenger RNA of Drosophila novamexicana, 3501 nucleotides long. RefSeq names its product GPI ethanolamine phosphate transferase 3 (gene PIG-O). NCBI's taxonomy places the organism in Eukaryota, Metazoa, Arthropoda, Insecta, Diptera, Drosophilidae. Gene Ontology annotation, biological process: GPI anchor biosynthetic process. The transcript is spliced from 6 exons. The record is from RefSeq and is a predicted model, not a curated record. Gene Ontology annotation, molecular function: mannose-ethanolamine phosphotransferase activity. Bases 226 to 3483 code for a protein of 1085 amino acids. Gene Ontology annotation, cellular component: endoplasmic reticulum membrane.
CUGCAUUAAACUAGCACAGCUGUCAAGCAGAACAGCUGGCAACGCUCGGCAGUACAAUUUUUAUGAGUGACCGACAGAAAAGCCGUGAAUGAAAAAAUGACAAACUCUAAAUGAAAUUAAGUAAGCAUCGUGAUGCAGAACACUUGACAAGACAAUUGGUGACUCCAGAGUGAAAGUGCAAUUAAAUUUUAAUAGUAUUUAAUUAGUGUAAGUGCGGGCGCAGACAUGAACUACACAUACUUGUUUGUGCUCGUUUGGCUGGCCUAUUUGAUAUGCAGCGGCGUCCUGUUGUUCUCUCGAGGAUUUCUGCUUGCGCGGGUCUCCAAAACGGAGACAAGCACCUGCCGGCGUCUGUCCACAAAUCCAAAUGAUGAGUAUCUGCUGACACCGGAAGUGGUGCAGGAGAUUUUCAAGGAUGUGAACGCCUCAUCGUCAUCCAAUCUAUGUCUUCCACAAAAGUCUAAAGUCAUUAUGCUCGUCAUUGAUGCAUUGAAAUACGAAUUUGGAGUUUUUAAAGAGAACACCACCGAACCGUUGCCUUAUGAAAAUAAACUAAGUGUGCUGCAUCAGCUGCUGCAACAGACUCCGGAGCAGGCGCGUCUGAUGCGCUUUAAAGCGGAUCCGCCGACGACCACGUUGCAGCGCCUGAAGGGCCUAACCACCGGCAGUUUGCCCACAUUUAUCGACAUUGGCUCCAACUUUGCCUCGCCGGAGAUCAACGAGGACAAUGUCAUAGAUCAAAUUGUGAAAAGCGAACUGCCUUUGGUAUUCCUGGGGGAUAGCACAUGGACGGAUUUAUAUCCGCGACGCUUUAAGCGCGCCUACUCAUAUCCCAGCUUCGAUAUAUUCGAUUUGGACAGCGUUGACAAUCAAAUAAUGCAGCAUUUGCCCAAGGAACUGGCCAGCACAGAUUGGCAGGUGCUCAUUGCGCAUUUUCUGGGCGUGGAUCACUGCGGUCACAAACACGGACCCAUACACGAGGAAAUGGCGCGCAAAUUGACAGAAAUGAACAAUAUCAUAAGCUCAGUGGUUGCUGCCAUGGACAAUGAGACCACGCUGCUGAUAAUGGGCGAUCAUGGCAUGACGGCUAGUGGAGAUCAUGGUGGCGACACUGAUGACGAAACGAAUGCCCUGUUGUUUGCCUACUCCAAGCAGCACAAAUUCUUUACUAGCAACGAUUCGGGCUCUGAUAGCGAAUUGCUGCAGCAGAUUGAUCUGGUUCCCACACUGUCGGCCAUACUCGGCGUGCCCAUACCCUACUCAAAUUUGGGUUUAAUCAAUUUUAAUAUUGUGCCCGCUGUUGCUGUGCCGCAUCUGAGUAAAUUCCAAACAUUGCUGCUGCACGCCUGGCAGAAUGCCCAUCAAAUCUAUCGGUAUUUCUUCAACUAUGCCUUGGAGAACAAGCGCACCUUUAAUGUGGAGCAAAUGGACACACUGGAAACGGAAUUUAUACUGUUGACGCACCGUGUGCAAACAAUUUACAAUGAGGCGGCCUUCAAGUCGUUUGUGCGCGAUCUAAACAUUAAUUUACGUGACAUACUCAACGUCUGUCGCGAGAUCUGGGUCAAGUUUGAGCCUGCACAAAUGUCGCACGGCCUGCUAUUCAGCUUUCUACCCAUCUUUUUCGCCUUUCUGCUCAUUAACAACUCAAAUGCCAGCGAUUAUGCCAAGAUUUUCAAGCCCAAGGAGGUGUUUUACACAUUUCUGAUGAACAUUGCUGCCGGCGUCUUUGGCUAUCGCUACUACAAGAACUUCUCGUUCAAGACGGAGGAGCAUGGCGUUAUAUUCUUCACCAGUUUGCUGAGCACCGUGCUGCUGGCCUUCUAUACGCUGCGCCACUGGAACAGCAUUGCCAACAAUUGGGCGAAUGUCAAACGUUUUGGCCACAUGCCCACGCGACUGCUGCUCUUUGCCACCAUGGCUGUGUUUUUCUCCAAUAGCUUUGUCAUACAGGAGGCCAAGAUCUUAUCCUAUCUGCUGGUCGCAGUCAUUCUGCUGCUUGUCUAUGAGCUGCUGCAGCUGAGCGCGCGCCUGGACUUCAGGAACAAGUUUAAGUGGUCGCAGUUCUUACGCUCUACCGCAUUGCGUUUGAUUUUGGCCAGCCUGUUGGCCAUUUGUUGCAUACGUUUCGCCUCCACGCUGUUUCGCUGCCGCGAGGAGCAAGGCAAUUGCGCUGAUUUUGCGAGUGCCGGCACGCCCGGUUUCUCCGUGAAAAGGCCAGCCAUGGGCAAGACCUAUGUGCUGGCCGUAGUCAUAAUUGUUUUGUACACCACACUGACCCGUUUGUAUUUGCGGUCCUGCGGCAAUUUAACCGGCAAUUCGCCCAACGUGCUAUUGGCACGCUACGGUCCGACUGUGGCCUCGAUUUGCGCUGGCGGUCACAUACUGCUCGCGAAUAGCGCCAUCAAGAAUAUACAACGCACUCACAUUGAUGCCAUGGCUCUGGUCAUCUAUGGUCUGUUGCUAUUGCAAAUUGUUGUUGUCUCGUGGGCGCCAUUGAUGACGUUUGUGCUGCCGCCCAGGAAUCCAAAUACCAUCAGCGUAAAUGGGCGUGACAGCAUUGUGCCGGAAAUCUUUCGCAAAAUGAAACGCAUGUAUGAAGGAGAUGACGAUGCGGAGCGUCGCUAUGAGAUACCCGUCGUCUAUGGCCUGGCCACUGUCUACUCAUCGAUCAUCAUUUCGUUUGGCGUCUUUCUGGCCAUGCUCAUGAUCGUGCUGCUCGAGCCCCACGCGAGCAUUGGCCUCAUUGUCUGCGUGGUCGUCGGCGCCAUUAUAUUGAGCGUGCAUGGCAUUCUGCGCUACCGCACGGCCAGCAGUUUUGAGAGCUGCGUGCAGCCCACAUUUAGCGCUGUGGUCGGCUGGUUUUUGCUGGCGCACUUUUGCUUCUUCGCCACAUCGCAUCAGACGACGCUAUCGCAGAUCGACUGGCGCGCCGCCUUUGUGGGCCGCUCCAGCGCUUUGGGACAGUCGCAUCUCAUUUCUGGGACGCUUGUCAUUUUGAAUACCUUUUGUGGGCCCAUCUUUUUCUACUGCAUGUAUGCGCUGCUCAGCACGGAGACCUUUUCGCUGUUCGCCCUGUUUCCGAAUCUCAUCAAGAGCAGCAGCAGUACCAGCAGCAACAGUCGCAGCAAAGCGGAUGCAGCUGCUGCGGCACUGUCCGAUAUCGCCACCGAUGCGGUGGGCUUUGAUAUGACACGCGGCGAGCUGGCGUUGUAUGAGUAUGAGGAUGUUUUUCUGGGCGUCGGUUUCAAGCUGGCCACACAGUUCUUUAUGCUGCAGGGCCUCAAGAUCUUUUGCGCCAUGCUCGCCUGCACCAUACACUGCCGACAUCUGAUGGUCUGGAAAAUAUUUGCGCCGCGCUUCAUCUACGAGGCGCUGGCCACCUUUGUGGGCCUGCCCUCGCUUAUUGUGGGCUAUCUGCUGCUGUUGCGCAUCAACCGUGCAGUCGAUGGACUUAUCAAGCGCAUCAACAAGGAUAAAUAGUUUGCGGAACCAACAACA